GGAAGGACGAAGCCUGAGUGUCACGAAGAAGGGCCCAGGGAACCCGAUUGCCUGCUGCUCCUUCCUAGACGAAGCUCACUGCUCUCCAUGGCUCUUCAGCAAUCCAAGGAGCCUGAUGUCUAUCAGGAGAAUUUUGAACCUGCAUCCUACCUGGACUACUACAAGAUGAACCAGGAUCCCAUGGCUGAUGAGAUCCUCCAUUUCAUGCUAAAACACUACAGUGCCACUUUUAAACCAGGUGGACUGGAAGGAAAACUCCUGAUUGACAUCGGCUCUGGGCCCACCAUCUACCAGCUCCUCUCUGCCUGCGAGUCUUUCCAAGAGAUCGUUGCUACCGACUACACUGACAAGAACCGCCAGGAGCUGGAGAAGUGGCUGAAGAAGAUGCCAGGGGCGUUUGACUGGUCUCCGGGGGUGAAAUACGUGUGUGAGCUUGAGGGGAACAGAGACAGGUGGGCCGAGAAGGAGGAGCGCUUAAGGAGAGCUGUCCGCCAGGUGCUCAAGUGUGACAUCCUGAAAGAGCGGCCCCUGGAACCGGUGGCCCUGCUCCCGGCCGACUGCCUCAUUUCCUCCCUGUGCCUCGAGGCUGCCUGCCCCACCCUGCAGGCCUGCCGGGACGCCCUGCGCCACCUCAGGUCCCUGCUCCGGCCCAGGGGACACCUGGUGCUGAGCGGGGCCUUUGAGACCAGCUUCUACAUGGUGGGGGACAAGAGGUUUUCAGCACUGCCCCUGGAUGAGAAAUUCCUGCGGGAGGCUCUGCAGGAGAACGGCUUCAUCAUUGAGAAGCUGGAGAAGGUUCCACGGGUCCCUAAGACUUGCUUGGAUAACCGCUCCGACUACACGGGGUUGUUCUUCCUGGUGGCCCGGAGAAAGGACUGAUGGAUUUUGACACUUGGCUCUGUGCUUACUUGCUCUUGUGGCUUUAGGUGGGCACCUAAUAUCUCAGAGCCUCAGUUUCCCCAUCUCUGAAAUGGAAAUCAUCACACACACCCCCAGGGUUAUUGUGACACCCCAAAGAUAUAAUAUGAAUACGCUUAGUAAAUAACCUCUUGAGUAAUUUCGUGUGUUUUUUAAGUUUAGCUGACCUUAUAGAUGUAUAUCAUAAGCAGUUCUAAAGAGAGCUAGAGAAGUUGUUUUCCUUCUUUGUCCAGUGAAACUAACCUUAACCCAGUUUGGGGCAGGGAUGGGACAUUUGGGAAAGACUUUUUGAAGGAUGUAGCAGGCAAAUCAGUGAGAUCUAAAGGGUGACCAAGGACUUCCCUGGUGGCGUGGUGGUUAAGAAUCCACCUGCCCAGAGUGAAGUAAGCCAGAAAGAGAAAAACAAAUACCGUAUGCUAAUGCAUACAUACGGAAUCUAAAACAAAAACAAAAAAAACGGUACUGAUGAACCUAGUUGCAGGACAAGAGUAAAGAAGUAGAUGUAGAGAAUGGGCUUAAGGACACAGGGGAAGGGGAAGCUGGGAUGAAGUGAAAGAAUAGCAUUGCCAUAUAUACACUACCAAAUGUAGCGGGAGGCUGCUGCAUAGCACAGGGAGAUCAACUCGAUGAUUGGUGAUGACCUAGAGGGUGGGAUAAGGAGGGUGGGAGGGAGGCUCAGGAGGGAGGGGAUAUGGGAUAUAUGUAUAAAUACAGCUGAUUCACUUUGUUACACGGUGGAAACCUCACAACAUUGUAAAGCAAUUAUACUCCAAUAAAGAUCUGGAGAAAAAGAAAGAGAAAAAAAAAAGGAUCUACCUGCCAGUGCAGGGGACAUGUGUUCGAUCCCUGGUCCGGGAAGAUCCCACAUGCCAGGGAGCAACUAAGUCCACAUGCCACAACUACUGAAGCCCACGUGCCUAGAGCCCCUGCUCCACAACAAGAGAAGCCACCGCAGUGAGAAACCUGUGCACCGCAAUGAAGAGUAGUACCCGCUCGCCUCAACUAGAGAAAAGCCUGUGUGCAGCAACAAAGACCCAGUGCAGCCAAAAAAUAAAUAAAUAAAUAA
Hippopotamus amphibius kiboko is the source of this 1984-nucleotide messenger RNA. RefSeq names its product nicotinamide N-methyltransferase-like. Gene Ontology annotation, cellular component: cytosol. Gene Ontology annotation, molecular function: N-methyltransferase activity. Lineage: Eukaryota; Metazoa; Chordata; Mammalia; Artiodactyla; Hippopotamidae. The record is from RefSeq and is a predicted model, not a curated record. The coding region runs from base 88 to 879 and encodes 263 amino acids. The transcript has 3 exons.